GCAAAAGACCUUUGAUCUUCCAGUUGAAGAUAGUACGUCGUUGUGUGUGAGCAUUUCCAACGUCAAACCCAGUAAAAGAGGAGAGGUAAUCGCGUUCCGUAAGAAAGGGGACCUGCUGGUAUGAGAUCAUCGCUCAUAGUCUGUCUGUUGAUCGGAGCACUCAUCGAGUAUGCAGUAACUGAGCAAGAAUACAUAUGCGGUGUAGGGCCUCACAAUUACAGCAUCGACUCUCCAAAAUUUACCAUCUACCAGCUUCUAGAAAGACGCGUUAAUCUAACUAUUCCAUUGGCGGGCUACAAAUCAGAGUCAUAUAGUUGGAUUCUCCACCGAGGAAAUUCCAAACUAGAUUCUAGAGCAGUGAAUGCGCUUUUUAGCAGCGGACACUUUGAAGUACACGAAUUCAAUUUUAGUAUACUUGUACAAAACUCGAGUUUGAAUGGAAUUCAAAUCAGUAGAAAGGAAUUUGUAAAUAAUGAGUUUAGCCUUCAAGGCAAGCGUGUUACAAUUAACACUGGCGUCUUUCCCGCUGUUGAACUAGUAAACGCAAGAAUUUGUGACAACAACAUUUCUGUGUGCGUCAAUAUCACUGGCACUCCGCCUCCUUCUACUACAAUACAGACCCAAGAAGACGUGAGUAUGGCAGCUAAAAAGCAAUCUCAGUUUUGUUCUACAUUUGACAAACCUAGCGGUACAAACAUUCAACUUGUCUUCAUUACUGCAUCUAAUUGUUUUGGAAGUACUACUGCAAAUGUAUCCAUCAGUUUUAGAAGAGAUAUUUCUCAUUGCAAUUUUGCGGCUUGCUCAGUUGUUGUUAGUUCCAUACAUUCUCAGCAGCAUGCUAGUACAGCAAGUCUUACUUCAUGCAGGCUCACCACUGAUUCGACAGACAACCUCACAACAAGUCCAACUACACCAAAUAAACAAACAAGUACUCCUAAAUCGAUCAAACAAACAAGUCCAACUACACCAGAUAAACAAACAAGUACUCCUACAUCCAUCAAACAAACACGUCCAACUACACUAGAUAAACAAACAAAGUCCAACUACAUCAGAUAA
Corticium candelabrum is the source of this 1056-nucleotide messenger RNA. RefSeq names its product mucin-2-like. Lineage: Eukaryota; Metazoa; Porifera; Homoscleromorpha; Homosclerophorida; Plakinidae. The transcript has 6 exons. The record is from RefSeq and is a predicted model, not a curated record. The coding region runs from base 121 to 1056 and encodes 311 amino acids.